UUUAUUACAAUUCUGCAUUUACGUCCAAUAUCUUGUGGUUUUUGUUAACGACGGUUAUAUAUCGAAUUUAUACUCCGAGGCCGCAUUAUCCCGAAUCGAAGUCUGUUGCGCAUCGCAAGUCUCGGAUACCUUCCUCUCAAAAGCACACAUGACAAUGUCAAAGUCGCGGGAGUCUAGCUUGGGCUCCGUAGCAAUGGAAGAGGAAGAGGACGAUCUAUAUGGCUCCGGCCCAACGGCCGAUGCCGAAGGGACGGCUCAUCAGACAACAGCAGAUCUCGAAUCUGGAGAAGAGGAGGAAUCAGAAGACGAAUCGGACAUUGAGAUUGUCACGGAGCGACCAGAUCUCGGCCCAGAGCCAACUGCUGCCUCGAGAACAGGCCAAAAGGCAACAGAAACGUCACAUCAAGCCACUUCCGGGAGCACGCCUUCACAACAACAACAACUGCCGUCACGUUCUGUACCCACGACGAUUCGCAUUUCAACAGAUCCAGCGACACAGCAAGCGGCUGCCAAACCUAUUUUGCUACCUGGUGAUAAAUACCCGGCUAUCCGUACUACCACGUCAGAAAUAUUUGAUCCGGACAAUGUUCCACUCUGGAAUGGGAAACCUAUCACAGAGCUGGACAUCGAUGCGGACCUGGCUGAAAAUAUGAAGCCAUGGCGACGACCGGGCGCCGAUCAGUCCGAUUACUUCAACUAUGGCUUCGACGAAUUUAGCUGGGCGAUGUACUGCGAGAAGCAAAAAGCAAUGCGCAGUGGCAUCGAGGAGCAGAAGAACGAAAACAAGCUCUUCGAGCAGCUUAUAGGCAUGCCGCCCCUUCCCACUGCUGGCGCCAGCAACGGAGGCGGCAAUAGCCCAAUGCCUGGCGGAGCUGCGGGUGGGAUGCCCGGUAUGCCAGGCGAGCAGGAGAUGAUGCAAAUGAUGAUGCAAUAUAUGCAGGCGACAGGCAAGACAGACCCGACACAGGUGGACUUUGCAGAGAUGAUGAGUCAAUUUGGUAUGGGAGGGCCGACAGGUGUACCCACUGGACCGAGCGGAGGAGGGCAACAGCAGGGUGGAUGGGGUGGCCAGCAACAAGGUGGGUACGGAGGUGGAGGUGGAAGGCGGGGAAGAGGGCGGUGGUAGCGUGUAUCACCUGUUAUUUGUUUAAGCAGCUCAGACGGAAAGCGCCAAGCUAUCCUUUUAGGUCGAAGGAGAGCAGUUUAUCCGACUUAUCUAUCUGCUGUAACUUCAUUCGAUUCUGAACGACAGCGGAAGCAGGGCAUAGUGCACACCGAUCGAUCCCACAACCAUAUAUCAAGGCGAUCAUUGAGGAAGAAAGCAGACGCGUUUGAAUCAAUAGUCAUAAUUUCGGCAUAAUGGUACAGGUGUGUGGUAUUUCUUCAGCGAGCCUAUGAUGAUAUCAUCUGCUUAACGUGCUUCUAGAGCCACGCGGCAGAAUGGUCUCAGUCUCCUAUACAUGCUGAGAAGAGUCCAUUGAAUAGCCGAUCAGGAGAGAAAUGCUUAUGAUGUGUCCACGAUGCUUCGAGCUUUAAUUGAAAGCUCAGAUAGAUAAUCUAUUGAGAUUUACAUCAAAAAGGCCAGUAUCUGUCAUGCAUUAAAUGACCCUAAAGCACCGAAAAACAAAACUAC
Molecule: messenger RNA, 1633 nt
Organism: Verruconis gallopava
Lineage: Eukaryota; Fungi; Ascomycota; Dothideomycetes; Venturiales; Sympoventuriaceae
Exons: 4
Coding region: 149-1126 (325 amino acids)
Cellular component (GO): mRNA cleavage and polyadenylation specificity factor complex
Molecular function (GO): RNA binding
Source: RefSeq, a predicted model, not a curated record